This is a messenger RNA of Rosa rugosa (rugosa rose), 1678 nucleotides long. RefSeq names its product protein REVEILLE 5. NCBI's taxonomy places the organism in Eukaryota, Viridiplantae, Streptophyta, Magnoliopsida, Rosales, Rosaceae. The transcript is spliced from 9 exons. Gene Ontology annotation, molecular function: DNA binding. The coding region runs from base 227 to 1216 and encodes 329 amino acids. The record is from RefSeq and is a predicted model, not a curated record.
GUGAAAUAGCCAAAAGGGCGGUUGCAUUUCUAAACCACAUUUCCUACCAAAAACCACAGACGCACAAACCAAAAUCAUCUCACCCAGAAAAACCCCAGUUCACAAAUCACACACAGUUCAAAACCCCUCUUCUACUUUCCUGUAGCUUUCACCAAGUUCACAUCUUUGAAGGCUUUGAGAGAGAGAGAGAGAGAGAGAGAGAGAGCUUCAAGCUCAUCAGUAGCUUAUGGUGUCUGUGAACCCAAACCCAGCACCUCAGGGUUUCUACUUAUUCGAUCCCACCAACAUGGGCCUCCCGGGCCUCAAUUCCAUGCCGCCGCCCACCACGCCUUCUACGACCACCACCACCACGUCGUCCGCGCCCCAAAACGCCGCGUCGUUGGCCGAGGAUCUGAGCAAGAAGAUCCGGAAACCCUAUACGAUUACCAAGUCCAGGGAGAGCUGGACUGAACAGGAGCACGACAAGUUUCUAGAAGCUCUCCAGCUAUUUGACCGCGACUGGAAGAAGAUUGAAGCAUUUAUUGGCUCAAAAACGGUUAUCCAGAUACGUAGCCAUGCACAAAAGUACUUUUUGAAGGUUCAGAAAAAAGGGACAAGCGAGCAUGUACCUCCUCCUCGGCCAAAGAGGAAAGCAACUCAUCCAUACCCACAAAAAGCUCCUAAAAGUGCUCCAGUAGCAUCUCAAGUUGUUGUGCCAUUUGAAUCCUCAUCUGCUUUGCUUGAACAUGGAUAUGCUUACCAGCCAGACUCCUCAUUUGUGCUUGGCACUCCAGUUACCAGUGCAAGUUUACCUUCCUGGAGUCAUAGUUAUGUGCCUCCAGUCAAUGCAUCACAAAUAACUAAAGAUGAUGGAAAGCUAGCUGGUUCAACAGAUGCACAGAACUCUUGCUACAGUAGUAGUAACGAAAGCAAGCCUACAACUCGCCAGCCACAGAGAGUUUUGCCAGAUUUUGCUCAGGUGUAUAAAUUCAUCGGCAGUGUUUUUGACCCCAGUUCGACUAGUCAUUUGGAGAGACUGAAACAAAUGGACCCUAUAAAUUUGGAGACAGCACUUUUGUUGAUGCGAAAUCUAUCCAUUAAUUUAACAAGUCCCGAGUUUGAGGAUCAUAGAAGGAUACUUUUAUCAUAUGAAACAAAAUCUGAGAAAGCUAAACCUGAGAACAGUUGCAACUUUUCUUGCCAUGGUAAAUCGGAGAAUGCCAUCCUAUCUACUUAGGAAACGGAAGGGGAAUGGUGCGGAACGAUGAAGUUCACUUAACAGUUUUAGCGCGGAGUCUUUGUAAAUAUGCGGAAUAUGCAGGGUUAUGCAGGAUAGAUCAGUUACCGUGCAGCUUGUCGAAGAAUCAAUGCCAGUUUUAAUUUAACCAGGUCAUCAAGAAAUGAAGGAUGAUACAGUCAAUUCAGUGUCCGCCUUGGCUGUCUUGUAUAGAGUUUGUAGUUGUACAUCUGUUGGCUGUACAUGGUUGUUUAGACAUGUUUUUGGUUUUGACAUGCUAGUGAAUAAGGAAAGGAGUUAAUGAUGGUGCAUCCAACUCCAGUGGAUACAUUUGUGGUACUUCUCAGCCUUGUGAAGUUUCAAUCUGAGUUUAGGAAUCCCUUUCACGCCUCAUGUUUCCCAACUCAAGAAGUACCACAAUCUUAAUAAUACCACUUGGAUGGGGAUUCCCAUAUUAGUUUA